AACAACGUGGUUUCAACCGAAAGUAGAUCUAGAACUUUAGUGUUGAGUAGGCUGUUGGAAGUGUAUUGCAUCACCAUGUCUGAAGUUGCUCUACUCACAGCCCGUGCAGAACAAUCGGAAGCAGAAAUAAGGCAUCUAGAGGAGGAGAUCAAGCGCCUACAAGAUCCUCAGCGUAUGUUAGCUGAUGGAAUCAUAUCCCCAGAGCUGGAAAAACUGAGGACUGAGAACGCAAAGCUACAAUACCAAAUAAACCAUUUGAAACGGAGUGUUGCUACGGAAAAGAAGAGAAAGCCAGAGAACAUGCUGAGUAUUGGGAUCAUUGUGGAGGAGCUAUUUGGCCUGGCUGUCCGUCAUGCCUACCCUGACCUUGAUGACAUCCCUGUUAUGAUACAGGGCAGCUCAAAGUUUGCUGACUACCAGUGUAACAGUGCCUUGGUUAUAUGUGCGAAACUAAAAGCACAGGGUGUAAAGCUGCCCCCAAAGGAAAUUGCACAAAAAAUUGUAGCCAGUCUGCCUGAGUCGGAGUACUUUUCCAAGGUAGAGGCUGCCCCAAAUGGUUUCAUCAAUAUUGACCUCAGCAAGGACUAUGUGUCUGGUCAGAUCAGUAGCGUACUCCAGAAAGGACCAAGCCCUCCGAACGUUGGUAUAAAAAAACGUGUCGUCGUAGACUUCUCCUCUCCAAAUAUUGCCAAGGAGAUGCAUGUGGGACAUCUGAGGUCCACCAUUAUCGGUGAGAGUCUCUGUCGUCUACUGGAGUGGGUGGGGCAUGACGUAUUACGUCUGAAUCACCUCGGAGAUUGGGGCACACAGUUUGGUAUGCUGAUAGCCCACCUCAAGGAUAAGUUUCCUAACUACCUCUCUGUGUCUCCCCCAAUUAAAGAUUUACAAGCAUUCUACAAGGAGUCCAAGGUCCGUUUUGACGAAGAUGAAGCGUUUAAGAAGCGAGCUUAUGAGGCAGUGGUAAAGCUCCAGAACGGUGACGAGGCUCACCUGAAAGGGUGGAAUCUCAUCUGUGAUGUCUCCAGGCAGGAAUUUCAGAAAGUGUAUAAGCGCCUUGGUGUCUCUAUAACAGAGCGAGGCGAGUCAUUCUAUCAACCACUGAUGGGGGCCAUAGUGAAGGAGUUAGAAGAAAAGGAGCACCUGGUCCUAGAAGAAGGUCGGAAAAUAAUGUAUAUACCAGGGGCCCCGGCUCCUCUGACAGUCGUCAAGUCUGAUGGGGGAUUCACCUAUGCCACAUCUGACCUUACUGCCAUCAAACACCGGCUCCAUGUGGAGAAGGGAGACUGGCUGCUCUACGUUGUUGAUGCUGGACAGAAUCUCCACCUGCAGUCCAUCUUUGAUGCGGGAGUGAUAGCAGGCUGGUACGACCCGAAACAAGCACGAGUGGAACAUGUCAUGUUUGGUGUCGUCCUUGGAGAAGACAAGAAAAAGUUUAAAACUCGUUCAGGAGAGGUUAUUCGACUGGUGGAUUUGUUAGAUGAAGGUGUAAAGCGAGCGGAAAUGAAACUUGUGGAAAAAGGCAGAGACAAGGAAUUGACAAAGGAGGAGAUGAAGAAAGCAAUGGAAGCUGUAGCGUAUGGAUGUAUAAAGUACAACGAUUUAUCUCAUAACCGUAACCACGAGUAUGUCUUCUCUUUUGAUAGGAUGUUGGAUGACCGAGGAAACACUGCAGCGUACCUACUGUAUGCCUACACCCGGAUCAGGUCCAUUGCUCGUACGGCCCAAGUUUCUCCUCAGCAAUUAAAGGAGGCUGCAACAAAGACAAAAAUUGUGCUUGACCACCCGAAGGAAUGGAAGCUUGCUAAGUGCCUGCUGCGUUUCCCCGAGAUUAUCCUCAAGUGUCUGGACGAUCUUCUGAUACAUACUCUGUGUGACUUCCUGUACGAGGUGGCCACAACCUUCUCCGAGUUUUACGACAGCUGCUAUUGCAUAGAGAAAGACAAAUCAGGUAAAAUUGUCAAGGUGGACAUGAGUCGGAUCUUACUUUGCGAGGCUACCGCCAGUGUCAUAGGCGCGGGAUUCCACAUCCUCAGUAUCACUCCUGUUGACAAAAUGUGAUCCACCAACCACUUGUGGCAUACUUUAGCAUCAUCAUCAUAUCUGUCUGUGACUGGUGAAUGCUGUUUGGAAGUGAAGGCCAUCACAACUGUACUAAAAGACUGAAGGAUCAAGUGUGAAGAUUGAAGUUAAUCUUUUGUUUGACUAAACUUUAAAAGUCUAAGGUUCUUCAGUUAAAAAAGUCAUAGACAUAAGAAACUUUAUUUUUCUGAAUAUUCCUGGUAUAUGAAUUAUUUUAUCUGCAUCAUCUAUAACAACAUAUAUAGGAAGGUAAUUUCUUUUCAGAUACUGACAGUGGUUUAGGAAAGUGAAAGAAAUUCUUGUAAUUUGAAUGUUAUGAUAUGUUAUAACAUUGCAGGAACCUUGAUGUUAGAAUUCUACUAUGAAUGUGUUGGAAUACUCUUCUUCCUAUUGUUACUGAUGACUAUUACUAGUAAAUAAAUUAUGAAGAU
Molecule: messenger RNA, 2510 nt
Organism: Mizuhopecten yessoensis (Yesso scallop)
Lineage: Eukaryota; Metazoa; Mollusca; Bivalvia; Pectinida; Pectinidae
Product: arginine--tRNA ligase, cytoplasmic-like
Exons: 15
Coding region: 76-2058 (660 amino acids)
Biological process (GO): arginyl-tRNA aminoacylation
Cellular component (GO): cytoplasm
Molecular function (GO): arginine-tRNA ligase activity; ATP binding
Source: RefSeq, a predicted model, not a curated record